CGUAUUUAAUUUGUAUACGGUAUAAUUGUGCUAUUAAUAGACAGUUUAUUGACAGUGUUUAAAUCUUUUCAGUAUUUCGAUUAUCAGUGGUUUGUUAUCUGUCAGAUAUUGAAUUUAACGUCAUGUCAGUUCAUUUAAAGGCAUACCUAGGGUAACAUAUAUAGCAGAUUAAAAACUACAUAUUAUUAAAAUGUAUUCAAACUCAAACAUGAGGUCAGUGAACGUCAAGUAUUUCUCGCUUUAACUGUGUCUGUUGUUAAGAUAAAUUCUAUUACGUAGUCUUCACUACGCUUGUAUAUGUUACCCUAGCAUACUUUAAUUUGUUUUAAUGGAAACAGGAAUAACACUAGUUUCAGGCAUUUCAGGAUUUGAGCAUUGUCACUCCUCUGUUCUUGAUUAAAUGAUAACCAAUGAACAUUAACCUUUACUUAAACACAAACAAUCAGUUGAAGUUAAUCAGGACAAAGAUAAAAGUGAAAUAAAAAAAGUAGGACAGGAUAAUUAUAUGCGUGUUAUACAGUCAAUCAAUAUACGUGUACUGUAAAAUAUUGAUGUGACAUCUGAAAAAUCUUGUAAAAUUUCAUCUUCAUGGACACUCAUUUUGUUAAAUACUUGCGAAAGACAAAAUGGCGACCGUGGACUACCUGCUUGUUGCAGCCAUUGACCUUGGAACGACUUACAGUGGGUACGCGUACUCUUUUCGCGACAACCAGGAAGUAGUUCAUAUUAACCAAGCUUGGAACGCUGGCACGCAGAAAUUAAUUUCUCAGAAAACACCGACAUGUUUGCUGUUAAAUUCACAAGAAGAAUUUCAUUCGUUUGGCUUUAAAGCUGAGAACAAGUUUGCUGACCUGGCGGAAGACAACGAACAUGGGGACUGGCUUCUGUUUCGACAGUUUAAAAUGUUGCUACAUGAUGAGAAGAAUCUUUCAAAGGAAUUGAAGGUUGUUGAUUUUAAUGGUACUAGAUCUAUGCCAGCACUCACAAUUUUUGCCAUGAGUUUGAAAUAUCUAAAAGAGAAACUGUUGGAAGAUAUCAGAGGUUUUAAAGAUGAAAUAGUUGAGACUGACAUCAAAUAUGUGAUAACUGUCCCUGCUAUUUGGAGUGAUCCUGCCAAACAGUUCAUGAGGGAAGCAGCUGAGGAGGCUGGUUUUGAUUCGAAUAGAUUAAACAUUGCCCUUGAACCGGAAGCAGCCUCGAUAUGGUGCAGAAUUGAAAAGGAAACAAAAACUGUUAUUUCCGGCUUUGACACAAAAUAUAUUGUUGUUGAUCUAGGAGGAGGUACAGCAGAUAUUACUGUGCACGAAGUUGGCAGAGAUGCUACAUUAAAAGAGUUACAUAAAUCGAGCGGGGGACCUUGGGGCGGAACAUAUGUCGACAAGAACUUCUUACAGUGGAUGACGGAUAUUUUUGGUUCUAAAACCAUUGAAAGAUUCAAGUCGGAAAAUAUCGCAGAUUACUUUGAUCUGCUGAGAGAUUUUGAAAUGAAAAAGCGAAAUGUAGAUACUGACAGUUCAGUGAAAUGCACCAUUAAACUAGCCUCAUCUUUAAUGGAAAUAUAUGAAAAGGAGAAUGAACUUACUCUACCCGACAAAAUAUCUGAUAAGGGACUCAGUGAACAAGUGCGAGUGACAGCUGAUAAACUUCGUAUUGACAACGCUAUAUUAUGCGGUUUCUUUGAAACUCCACUCAAUAGUCUAGUCAGUCAUUUACAAAACAUUUUGCAUAAGGGGAAUAUUAUGAAAAAUGUGAGCACAAUUUUACUGGUUGGUGGUUUUGGUGAAAGCAAAUUAGUACAGAGUAAGGUGCAAACACAUUUAAAAACUAAACGAGUUCUAUCUACUCGCGAUGCUGGCCUAGCUGUAGUGAAGGGCGCUGUCGUGUUUGGUCACGAACCUAGGAUAAUUUCGGCUAGGGUGAUGAAGUACACCUACGGAUUUAAACUUCAUCUUCCCUUUAAUGCAAGAAAACAUGAUAAAGAUAAAGCAUUUAUGUUAAACGGCGAAGAGAGAGUAUAUGUCUUUCGGGCAAUAAACAAGGCAGAUGAAAGUGUAGAAGUUGGCUAUAGUACAAUCAUGUGCAACAUGCAACCAAGAAAGUUAGAUCGUACUAUUGUAGAGUUGUACUCUUCCGAAAAGGAUAAAGUAAUGUAUGUUACAGAUGAUGGUUGCAAAAAACUUGCCACUCUAGAAGUUUCUCAUCCUGAAGGUAAAACACUUGCAGAUAAAAAAUUCGAUUUGACUUUCAUUUUUGGCGAAACUGAACUGAUUGUUAAAGCUAGAAUUCAGAAGACUGGCCGGGAAUUUAAUACAGAAGUCAAUUGUUUACAGGAUAGUGAAAAUGAUGCAAGUGGUAUAUAGAAGAUUGUAGUAUCCGGUUGCGGUUGAUUAACUCAUCCAAUCACAGACAAUUUCAAACCUUCUACCAAAAAGUGUAUGUUAUUAUUUUGCAAUAUCUAUUUGUUUAUCCAAACUGUUUUUGUUCUCUUACUUAUGUAACGAUACAAACUCAUGUUUAAUCUCUUCAGCCGUGUAAACUUUGUAUUGUUAUAAGGCUUUUUUUUUAGCCCAAACACAUUUUCAAGUUUUUUAUUUCUUUUUUAAAACAUUGUUUCCUGUAACAAUUUUGUAAUUAAAAUCAUGUAAUUGAAUAAACUACAGUCUCUUCUUUUUUUGGCAGUUAGUACAGUCAUAGUAAUUUAGUAUAUUCUAUAGAAGACAAAGAACUUCUGUACGUAUUCAUUUUAAUUCAAAUUAUUUUUAAUUCAUUGCUACAUAUAUUUAUGAUGAGAACCAUCUAUAAUAUGUAUUUAAUCCAUUAUUCUAACAUUAUUAUAUACAUGCAAAAUAAAAAGAAACUUAUCAUUAUAUAAUAAUUUAUCAAUUUCUUAAGCACAAAGACGUGUCAUCAGAGUUUAUUAAAAGAACAACUACUUUUGGCUUAUUUUUUAUAUU
This is a messenger RNA of Ruditapes philippinarum (Manila clam), 2954 nucleotides long. Its product is annotated as heat shock 70 kDa protein 12A-like. Bases 627 to 2360 code for a protein of 577 amino acids. The record is from RefSeq and is a predicted model, not a curated record. Gene Ontology annotation, molecular function: ATP binding; ATP-dependent protein folding chaperone. NCBI's taxonomy places the organism in Eukaryota, Metazoa, Mollusca, Bivalvia, Venerida, Veneridae. The transcript is spliced from 4 exons.